Eleginops maclovinus (Patagonian blennie) is the source of this 1303-nucleotide messenger RNA. Its product is annotated as dual specificity protein phosphatase family protein. The transcript is spliced from 3 exons. The coding region runs from base 171 to 725 and encodes 184 amino acids. Gene Ontology annotation, molecular function: MAP kinase phosphatase activity; protein tyrosine/serine/threonine phosphatase activity. NCBI's taxonomy places the organism in Eukaryota, Metazoa, Chordata, Actinopteri, Perciformes, Eleginopidae. Gene Ontology annotation, cellular component: cytoplasm. Gene Ontology annotation, biological process: protein dephosphorylation; negative regulation of MAPK cascade. The record is from RefSeq and is a predicted model, not a curated record.
CGCAUGCACUCAGAGAGAACUCCCUGAACACAGGGAGCUAAUUCUGGAGGCAAGCAGGCAUUUGAACAGCCACCUGCUGUCGUCUCUCACUGAGCUGCAGAUUCACUGCUGCUGGAGGCACGGUGGACACACACAUAGUCUGUUGCAGGAGCUGUCUGAGUGAGGGGAGAAUGUCAGGGAGCAGCCAGCCACAAGAUCUGGUGCUCAUUAAAGAACUAGAGUUCAUCUUGGAUUCCUGCACACUGGAGCUCACACCAGUGGAUGAAGUCUGGCCCAACCUGUACAUAGGAAAUGUUGCGGUGGCACAGAAUAGAAAGACAUUACAUAAGCUUGGCAUCACUCAUGUCCUGAACGCAGCACACUCCAAGCAGGGCAGCAUCGGUGACCAGAGUUUUUAUGGGGACUCCUGCGUUUACUUUGGCAUCCCAGCGGAGGAUUCAGAUCGCUUUGACCUCAGCGAGAACUUUAAACCUGCAGCUGACUUCAUACAUAAAGCCUUGAAGAGCAAAGAUGGAAAAGUGCUGGUGCAUUGCAUCAUGGGAAUAAGUCGAUCAGCCACAUUGGUCCUGGCUUACCUAAUGUCGCGGCAGCGUUUCACUGCGAGAGAUGCUCUGAAGCACAUCGUUCAAAAGCGACCCAUUUAUCCAAACAAGAACUUUCUGUCUCUCCUCCUCAAACUGGAUCAACAGCUGACAUUCAAACGGAGGUUAUGUCCUCUUUUAUGACACCUCUCCCUCUCUUUCUUCACCUACUGCAUCACAUUAGACCUCUCUUCCCAUGUGUUACACUCCACUUCGUUAUUGAAAAUAUCUGUAAAUAAUACUCCUUUUUAUUUGUACUAAAAGUUACUUUAAUGCACAAGUUUAUCUUCUGGGUACAGCAGCAAUGACCAUGUGUUGUAAAAAGUGUAUUUAUUGUCUUUGUAUUAUUUUCAUAUUCAAUCUUUAUUCAAAGGUUCCCUGUUGAACGCAAGCUUUAUAAAUAAAGCUUUAUGACUCAGUGUGAAUAUUAAUUCACACAGCAGCAAUGGGUGUAGUUUUUAAUACUAAAAUGCUGAGAUAUCAAUAUAAUCUCAUUCAUUAAGGGGCCACAAUAUUACACAGUAUACAUAAUGUUGCAUGAGGCAAAAUAUGGACUACAUUUACUUUAUGAUUACUUACUUAAUCUGGGAACUACUUUAGUGUAAUUUUCUCAAUUUAGUGAUUAUUUAUUCGUCUCUGAAACAUCAGAAAAUAGUGAACAUGUACUAUUUUGUUGUUCGUAAUCCUCAAAGUGAUGUCAUUAAAUUGAUUUUGUUUGCCAA